AUGGCCUCUGGAAAUAGCAGUCUCCAAUCAGCAUUAGAAAGGGCACGGUCUAAUCUUUCUUUGACAUGCCCAAGACCAGGCCGAAGGUUGCUCCAGCACGUGACCUCCGCCGCCACCUACGCCACCCUCCGCGGCGUGUGCCGGAGUUGGAGAGCCGCGCUCCCCGCCACCGUGCCCCGCCCGCACCGCCUCCCCCUGCAGCUCCCCUUCCUCUUCCUCUUUGCCCUCAGCCCUCAUGAUCCCGCCAGCCAGGCCUUCUCCCUCACCACCAAUCACAACUUUGCCAUCCGCCACCUUGCCGACGCUCAUAGGAGCGUCUCCGUCGGCUCCGGCUAUGGGUGGCUCCUCCUUCUCGACCCCAUGUGCAACCUCAUCCUCCGCAACCCCUUCACAGGCGACACGAUCCGUCUCCCCUCCCUUGACGGCACCGUUGCCCUCAACUACAAAGGGAAUCUGCCGCCCGAUCAUUACUUUCUUGUCCACCGAGCCAUCUUAUCAUCCGACCCUUCUGCCGACCGCAACUUCUUGGUAGUCCUCUUCAGCAGCGCAUCGGUAUCCCGCUGCUUCACCUGGCGGAGUGGUGACAAUUUCUGGACCGUCCAUGAGCACCCCGCGUUCUUCGUCGACGAUAUCAUAUUCUACGAAGACCGCCGCUGCAUCGCCGUCGGCUUCGAUGGAGCAUGUGCGGUCUUCGACUUCGCCACGGCUGAUGGCGGCAACGGCUUCUUCACGGAAGUGCCCAACUUGCCGGUUUCAGGAUCGCCGUUCUUGGUCGAAUCUGCAGGGCAUGUGUGGCUCGUUACGGUGAUGAUGAGUAUCAUCCCAAGAAAAGAAGCCAAAGUUGAGAUUUAUAGGCUCGACUUGAGCAGAUUGCGGGUCAAGGUAACGGCGGUGUCCGAACGCGGUGAUCUCGGUGGCAGGAUCUUGUUCUUGCAGCAAUGCAACUCGAUGUCCGUUGCGUCAACGCAUUUCCCUGGAUUCGAAGGCGAUAGCAUCUACUUCACAGAAAUCAAGCGGCUUAGUUUGACAUCUCGGCGUGAUAACACCACCGCGGCCAUAUGGAAGUGCCAGUUCAAGAACGGCAUCACGCGCCGGUGCAGUGUCGAGGGUGAGUGUGGAGGGCAUUCUCUGUGGCCGAAGCUUUGGUGGGUUCCUCCGAAUCUCCACAAGAAAUUGGGUGAGUGA
Ananas comosus (pineapple) is the source of this 1185-nucleotide messenger RNA. Its product is annotated as F-box protein SKIP23-like. NCBI's taxonomy places the organism in Eukaryota, Viridiplantae, Streptophyta, Magnoliopsida, Poales, Bromeliaceae. The transcript is spliced from 2 exons. Bases 1 to 1185 code for a protein of 394 amino acids. The record is from RefSeq and is a predicted model, not a curated record.